Messenger RNA from Schistosoma bovis, 6069 nucleotides. NCBI's taxonomy places the organism in Eukaryota, Metazoa, Platyhelminthes, Trematoda, Strigeidida, Schistosomatidae. The record is from the annotation of a GenBank genome assembly.
GGAAAUUUGUUACUCCUGUCGAGGUCAAGGUUGAGCGCUUAUAAUCUAGUUUCGUUUUCACUAGUAACUGAAGAUGGGUUCGUUGUUCCGGAGCGAAGAAAUGCAACUGUCUCAGAUGUUUCUGCACACAGACAUAGCCUACAUGUGCAUAUCAGAGUUAGGGGAGUUGGGACUGGUGCAAUUUCGAGAUACCGUCCCAGGUACCAACGCCUUCCAGAGAAAAUUUGUAAAUGAAGUUCGAAGAUGUGAUGAAAUGGAGCGAAAACUAAGAUUCCUGGAGAAGGAAAUCGAAAAAGAUAAAUUUCCCAUAUUGGACACUGGCGAAAAUCCAGAAGCUCCGGCCCCACGUGAAAUUAUCGACUUAGAAAGUAUUUUUGAAAAAUUAGAGAACGAGCUGAAAGAAGUGAACUCAAGCGCAGAAAAGCUAAAGAAGACGUACCUGGAAUUGUCUGAACUGAAGCAGAUUUUGCGCAAAACGCAGACAUUUUUUGACGAAGCUCUGCACGAUCCUGCAAUGUCAGAAGAAAAUGUUGGACUCCUUGGCGGUGAAGCAAUGGGUGCUGCUGGCACUGCUGGUGGAUUACGACUGGGGUUUCUUGCUGGGAUUAUCCUUCGUGAACGGUUACCGGCUUUUGAGCGUAUGCUGUGGCGGGUGUGUCGAGGAAAUGUUUUCCUUAAGCAAGCAGAAGUUGAUGACCCAUUAGAAGAUCUAACAACGGGUAUGCCAGUCCACAAAUCCGUAUUUUUGGUAUUCUUUCAGGGUGAUCAGCUUCGAACUCGUGUUAAAAAGAUAUGCGACGGAUUCCAUGCAACGCUAUAUCCUUGCCCAGAUUCACAAGCUGAUCGACGUAAUAUGGCCAUUGAAGUGAUGGGUCAGAUCCAAGAUUUAGAAACAGUGCUAACGCAAACUAGGCAGCAUCGUCAACGUAUUUUAGAAACGGCCGCUAAAAAUUUACGUACCUGGUUUAUAAGGGUUAGGAAAAUCAAGGCUAUCUAUCACACUUUAAAUUUGUUCAACCUUGAUGUAACUACGAAAUGUAUGGUUGGGGAAUGCUGGUGUGCAGUGAAUGAUGUGGACAAAAUUAAUUUAGCUCUACGUCGUGGUAUGGAACGCAGCAAUAGUACUCUACAGCCGAUUUUAAAUGGAAUAGUAACUACGGAAAAUCCUCCGACAUACCAUCGAACAAAUAAAUUCACCUAUGCUUUUCAAAGCAUCAUUGAUGCUUACGGAGUCGCACGUUAUCGAGAAGUCAAUCCAGCUCUGUUCACAGUUAUCACAUUCCCAUUCCUGUUUGCUGUAAUGUUUGGAGAUGCUGGUCAUGGAUUGCUUAUGUUUCUCUUCGCUUUGUGGAUGGUUGUAUGUGAGCGAAAAUUAAGCGCUAAUAAGUCCGGAGGUGAGAUUUGGAAUAUAUUUUUCAAUGGUCGUUAUAUUAUACUUCUUAUGGGUUUGUUUUCAAUUUAUACUGGAUUGAUAUACAACGACAUAUUCUCUCUAUCUGCCAACAUUUUCGGGUCCUCAUGGUAUCCAACUUAUGAUAAUAGUGCUUUAUCAAAGGAAGUUAGACUCCAGUUAGAACCUCGAACAAGCGUUAAUGUGUCGGACCGAAUGUAUGCUGGAUAUCCUUAUCCUUUUGGUUUAGAUCCUGUAUGGCAGUUAUCUGGUAAUAAAAUCAUGUUGACAAAUUCGAUCAAGAUGAAGAUGUCUGUCGUACUGGGAGUAUUACACAUGCUAUUGGGCAUUAGUUUAGGUGCUUUCAAUUACAGAAAUAAUAAAGAUAACUUAUCGAUUUGGUGCUUACUGCUUCCUCAAAUCCUUUUCCUGUCAUGCAUCUUCCUCUAUUUGGUGAUAUUAAUCUUUUUCAAAUGGGUUGCGUAUACGGCGGAAACGGCAUCCUCUGCACCAAGUCUUCUUAUUGGAUUGAUCAAUAUGAUCCGUUUCAGUUAUUCGGAUGAAAUUCCUCCUUUGUAUUCUGGACAGAAAGCUGUUCAAAGUAUAUUGAUGGUUAUUGCAGUUAUAUGUGUUCCUUGGAUGUUGUUGUCUAAACCCUUAAUUUUGUAUAUGCGUCAUCGUGCCAUCAUGAAGGCUCGUGGCCCUGCCAUUCACCCUGAUGUUUCAACUAAAUCAUCCGAAAAAAUAGCAUUAGACGGUAAUGGUCUUGGAGAUGGAAGUGGUAUAGGUUCGAUGGAUAUGCCUGUGGAGUCUUUUGAUUUCGGAGAUAUAAUGGUUCAUCAAAGCAUUCACACGAUUGAGUUUUGCUUAGGUUGCAUUUCCAACACAGCUUCUUACCUUCGACUAUGGGCUUUGAGUUUAGCACAUGCGCAAUUAUCGGAAGUCCUUUGGAGUAUGGUUAUGAGAAUGGGUUUACGUAUAUCUGGUCUAUAUGGCGGUGUUGUGUUAGCAUUUAUUUUCGCAUUCUGGGCUGUGCUAACCGUUAGUAUUCUUUUGUGCAUGGAAGGAUUAUCUGCUUUUCUCCAUACACUUCGUCUCCACUGGGUGGAAUUUCAAAAUAAAUUCUACAGUGGUGAUGGUUAUCCUUUCGUUCCAUUCUCCUUCGAACAUUCCAGCAGUGUAGUCGACAAUUAAAAUUAGAUUUUAUUAUUUUGCUAUGUUGUGUGUGUUCACUUAAAUUUAUCUUCAUAAAUGUUGUGAUUAUUCUUAUAAACUGCUAUAAUCAUUUCAUCUACUGGACAGUCCACGUAAUUUAAUACUUAUUACUUAUUUAUUUAACCCUUAAGUCAUCAUCUACUUAACCGAUUUUAUUAUCCUUGAUCAUUAUACAUUGACUGGGUUCGUUUCAUAUUUAUUAAUUUUUAUGUUGUUAGAUCUACUAAUAAAGCUGUUCAAAUCCACUUUCACAUUUUAAGAUAUUGCUUUAUCACUGAGAGUUAUUUUUUUGUUUUAUUUGAACAAACUGUAGACCCAAAAAAUGGUUAGCUCAAUUCAGAUUUAGGAUGGUCCAGUCCAUUAUAUACUAAAUAUACUCAAUUUUAAUUGUAACAUUUCGAUAAUGAGCGUCCGGAAAUUAACAGGUACAGUUUCAAACUCUCCACUACCUAGUCUUACUGAUACGUCUUUGUUAUACGUAGUGAUUUUCGGGUGCUGUAACCUUCAGACUUUCAGAAACAUAAUAGAAACCAAGACAAUAUAGUAUCUAACUGUUUAGAGUCAAACUAUGAAUAAAUCAAGUUCAAAUAUGUACCAAAAAAUUAUUAAGAAGGACGGUAUUGAUAAUCGUAGUUUUCAGCUUGUUAGGUGCCUCUCAUUUCUCUCGACAGUAAGAACGUUCUUUCCACAGGCAAAUACCCACAAUCCAUACGCAAAUGGAAAUUUUAUUUGAUCGAACAACAAACAAAAAUGAAAAGCCCAUAGUAGCCAUUUUGAACUGCUUGAUUGUUAGAACUCACCAGUACGCCUACAAAACCGAAUAACCUAGCUCAAUAUCUCCCAAAAUAAUUUUUUGACAACACCUGUCUUACCCGUAUAUACUAAAAACUUCUUGGUGUACCCAACUGAUAUGCUAUCUAUUCUUCCUUAUCUUCGAUUGAUGACAAUGUAGUCGCGGUUCGAGUUAAGUAGCUGACACUCCUUAGGAUUCUUAAUGAGAUGAAAGCAUUCGCUUCACGUCUUUUCGUCACUCGUUUUUUUCAGGCUCCUUACAACUCAUCGAAGCUCGUCGGUCUACUCCGGGUGACCGUGAGUUCGAUCAUAAACAAAGGCUGUUACGUAAUAAAAUCGGGCAAAGCUUGCGUAAGGACUGAGAAACCUGGUGGUCGGAGCAUGCUAAUGAGUUGAAAGCAGCAACUGCAUCUGGUAACUACCGGAAGCUCUUCCAACUCAUCCGAGCCACUGGCAGCAAGAAGUCUGGUGUGAGCGAAACAAUAUGCGAGGAUGACGGGAUGCUAGUCACUAGCACCCAUCGACGUCUUGGACGAUGGGCAGAAUUUUUCGAAGGGCAGUUCGAAUGGUCUGUUGCUCCGACAGCAUCGGUCAGACUGUCCUACCCUCCAUGGCCGGUGACGACUGAUUCACCAAAUGAGGUGGAAGUCAGCAGGGAACUCCAACUCUUGAAACGCUACAAAUCACCAGGCCCAGAUGACUUACCUCCGGCUCUUUUUGAAGAUGGCGGUGACUUUCUGGUUAAGGAACUGACAACGUUGUUUACAGGAGUCGGGGAACUAGAGAGUGUACUAACGUGAUGGAAUGAGUCGAUAGUUGUCCCUAUCUUUAAAAAGGGUUCACGUCGUUCCUGUAACAACUAUCGGGGGAUAAGUCUACUUCCGAUUGCGUCCAAGCUAUUGGCUUCCGUCAUACUUCGUAGGUUGUUCAAAACCCGAGAAAGAUUGACUCGCGAGAAGCAGGGUGGGUUUCGUUCUGGUCGGGGAUGUAUUGAUCACAUCUUCACCCUCCGCCAAAUGUUAGGACACCGUCAUACUUAUCACAGACCAACAAUCGUGGUGUUUCUUGACAUAAAGGCUGCCCUCGAUUCGUUGGACAGCAUUGUUCUCUGGGAAUGUCUAUUGAAGAAGGGUGUACCUGAGAAGUUCAUUAACAUCUUAAAGGCCCUAUAUACAAACACCUUUCUUCAUUGUUCCACUCAAGCAGUGGGGUUAGACAGGGUUUCCCAAUCUCACCAUUCCUCUUCAACUUUGCCAUUGAUGACAUUCUGUAAACAGCUCUGAUGGAUGUAAGUAAUGGCGGUGUGGAUAUGUUGCCUGGCGAAAGACUUCUCGACCUUGAGUAUGCGGAUGGUAUUGUCUUACUGUGCGAUAAUGCCCAAGCCAUGCAAUCCGCACUUAAUCAGUCAGCAACCAAUGUCCGUAGGUACGAUAUGUGCUUCGCACCUUCGAAGUGCAAAGUACUUCUACAAGACUGGCAGGAUUCUAAUCCUGUACUCACCCUGGAUGGUGAGCAGAUAGAAGUAGUCGAGAAGUUCGUGUAUCUAGGUAGCUGCAUAAGUGCUGGUGGUGGCGUGAGUGAUGAGGUUGAUUCACGUAUAAUGAAAGCCAGAGUGGCUUAUGUCAAUCUGGGCCACCUUUGGCGCCUUCGUGAUGUCAGUUUGGCUGUAAAAGGUCGGAUCUACAACGCGUCGGUGAGAGCAGUUCUGCUCUAUGCUUGUGAAACCUGGCCUCUCCGGGUUGAGGAUGUUAGACGACUCUGUGUUUGAUCAUCGUUGUCUCUGAAGGAUUGCUGACAUCCAGUGGCCUCAAACGUAUGAUUUUUUCGAAAUGACUGUGCUUUUUGUUGGAAAUGUCUCGAAUAUUCAUCCGUAUAUACCCACAAAGUCUAAAAAUUCUUAUUUCACAUCCAGUAUAUAAAAAUUAGCGUGUGAAUGUGCUAAGCUGAACUUCGUCCAAUAUUCUUAGCAAUAUUUUUCAUUGGCAUUCGAAUUCUUCUCAAUGUGUACGCAAAGUUGUCCUCAUAGUUCGUUUAACAGUAUAGAUUUUACUGAUAGUUCGAAUUACGCGUUCUGCAUUCUGGUCUCUUUUUAAUUUCGUUGUGUAUAGUAAGGGAAUGAUAUAUAAAAAUCCCAAAAAGGAACAGACUCACAGUUGCAGUUAGGUGUAUCAGAUCACGUCGGCUCACCAAUGAUGAUGUCACAGGUAUUCAGUGUUUGACAACGCUUCUACCAGUAACACCUAAUAUAUUUCGUUCCCGCCCAGAGAAAUCAAAAGACAGAGUCGGGGAGAUCGGAAGAGUAUAUUUGGCGAUGACCAAUAUAUCGGAAUUCUCUGAUCUAAUCUGGCUAGCGAUUGCAGGUGAUGUUGAGCACGGCGUUACCACACGUGAUCUGGUGCGGAUGCAUGACCGAGCGCCUUCAGCUAGAUGAGUCCACUAAAACAUAUGGUCAGCAUCCAAUGUCGAAAACUUACAGAGCUAUUUAGUUUGGGGAUUUAUUUACCGCUACAGAUCACUUCCCCCCUAGUGGUGCAGUGAUGACCCUAAGACGUGGCCAGCCAGAAGUUUAAACCCAACGAGUUUGUCGUUGAUAAACACUCUUCUGAUAGCUUACUAAAUUUAGCAGCGUCUGGUCGUCUUUCCUUACUAUAUGGGACCGAGGUACAACAUAG